Messenger RNA from Saccostrea echinata, 1662 nucleotides. RefSeq lists its product as uncharacterized. The coding region runs from base 215 to 1198 and encodes 327 amino acids. NCBI's taxonomy places the organism in Eukaryota, Metazoa, Mollusca, Bivalvia, Ostreida, Ostreidae. The record is from RefSeq and is a predicted model, not a curated record. The transcript has 4 exons.
UGUUUUGACGAUUCCCCGCCAUUCUAUCCUAUCGUUUGGCUUUUCCCGCCCAUUGUCUACUCUCUAUCACUUGCUCAUUGUUGAUGCAACAAAUGUCGAUAUUAUUGCUGGCGUUGCCAUCAACACUGAUUUUUAAGAGAUUAACGGUUGAUUUUAUGAACGAGAUUGGUUUUCAGGUUGUAGAUGAUCUCACAGAUUUUCCCUCCCAGCCGUCAUGAAGGAGCAGACCUAUGGCUGGUAUCCUUCUCAGAAGGACGUUUACAAGGAUCGCAGAAUGGGCGCUCCAAAUGCCUACCAAUUAGAGGCUAUGUACAAAUACAGAGACAGUCAAUAUUACACGGCACCGAGACCACCUAGUCCUCGCACUCCCGGGGCUUUCCGACCCUCACCAUCCCCUGCAAAGCGCCCCAUGUCAACCGUAUCGUCACAGUCAAGGGCUACAAAGAAAUCCACCCAUUCUCUGCAAGUUCGGGCCAAGAGCGCCCCAAUUUACGAUUUCAAACCUGUGCCACGCCUUCAGAUUCCUACUCCCCACCAGUGCUGGGCCAUGGCUACUGAAGAAACAAACUACACAAACUUCACUCCCCAGCCACCUGCCUCUCCCGUACCCUACUCCUGGCCCACUCCACAGCCAGCCUCUCCCUCGCCAUCCUUCAAGUCUGAGGAUCUAAGCAAGUACAGCUCUCGUAGCGACAGAAUCAAAAGUGCUGUGAUACGGCGUGACAAACCUACCGCACCACAACGUCCGGUCAAAUCCGCGGGACCCUCCCGGGACGCAACAUAUAGGACCCCAUCACCCAGUAAGAUCCUUAGACCAAAGACCCCGUCCCCUGUAGACUUGUAUGAUCUAGUGCCGGAGGAGGAAGAGGAGAUCAAACCUACAGAAGAGGUUUAUGACGAAAACUUGAAAAAGUUUGGUUGGAGAAUGGAAGUCCACGGGGAUCCUUAUAACAUAAAACCGACCACCAAGAGGUUGCCGUAUUACGUUCGUUGUGAAGAGCCAGAAAUAGAACCCGAGGGUCCCAAGGUACACAUGGAAAAUCUGGAGACCUUCUUCCUUAACACGAUUCCUCGCAGACCGGCGACAUUUGCCAUACACAAAGAGUGGGUAUCCGAAACCAUCCACGCCAAGCGCAUGGAACUACAGAAGAGGGAGGGGAUCAAACAUAGGUGGAAAAAUUUCGCUUUCGUUUAUUAACAACUUUUUCCGCUUUAAUUUUUAUAUACCUCAGCGACUAAGAUGACAUUUUAUCAAUCUACAGAAAUAAAUAAAUAAAUCUUCCAAUUUCGGAAAGCGAGGAUUUCUGAACAGGGGAGGAAAGAAGGGCGGAUCAAGGUGUCCUCUUGUCUUGGCCAUUUUUUGGUCCGUAGGAUACUAAUUUUCGAGUUUUACUAUUUUGUUGUGGACAGUUAGAAAUAGAUAGGAUGAACAGGAGAAGAUUUAUGCACAGGGUUUCGAGCUCGAAUCACUGCCUGGCAUUGUUCUUCAUUAAGACUGUGAUCAGCUACACUAUGUGUAGUUACCUCUAAAGCAUUGACGUCUUUCAUAGAUAUAUUUAACCAUUUGAAAUGAUUUCUUUACAGAAAAAAUUAAUUAUAUUUGUUAUAGUUUUAUUAUUUUAAUUUUCAUCUUUGUGUGUAUAUGUGCGUAUAUUUUCUAUU